AUGUGUCCUUCAACACUGUACAAAGGAUACCAAGCACAACUUGCUGCUCGUGAAACUGCGCGCCAGCGCAUGCUGGCUACCAUGUGGGAAAUUGAAGAAGCUGAGCACUUCAUUGCAUUCCUCAAUGCCAUGCACACCGAUAACGAAGACUGGCUCAAAUUUAUGGACGCUCAGUUACAUAGCUUUAGGAGCCUUUUUUCUGAGCGUGACUACACAGAGGUCGACGAUAAUCGAGACUACCUUCAAGCAGUCUAUGAAGACGAACGCAAAAUUCUCAAGGUCAUCUCAUAUCAAGCUGAGCAUGUGGCGAAGGUUUUAGGCUCGCAUGUCGGCAAUGCUUUCCAAUCUGGAGUUGGAGCAUCCAGAUUCCCCUCAUCACAACCUGAGGUUAUUGAUGAUGAAGAUGACGGUGUCAGCAGGGCAUCUAUGAAAUCUGGGGGAUCCAGAUCCCCCACCAGCAGUGGGGCUCUGGAUGAUGAAGACGACCCCAAAUAUCUAGGAACCUGUGCAGACUAUACUGCAAGCCUUGGCAUUCAUCCCGAAGCCUCGUGCAGUGCUGCAAUCAAAUGUCCCCCACAGCACAAAGGUAAAACAAAAAUUGCAAAACCUCCUCAAGGGUCCGGUCUCAACCCUUCCCACAAACCCACGGACACGCAGAUCAAUCUCCCUGAUGAACAGCCACCACCUCUAGCUCAAAUGUUCACCUUCAAUCCACAUCAGUGGCAGCACCAUUUAAACACACACAGCCAGCCGAGCCCGAGUCAUUCAAACCCUGGCCACUACCUGGAUUCUUUCAGCACCAGCUGUGCAAACCCAAGCUACCCAGAUUCCUCAUACUACAACUACUCUAGCGCCAGGACUUUGCUGCCCAUUCUCAGUAGGACCCCACUGCCCAUUUUCAGCAAGACUUUGGCCAUUCUCAGCAGGACUUUGCAUAUGCUGUACCAUCAGCACUUAACCUUAACUGAACUUUCCACCAUAGCACCCAGUUGGGUCGGUGAUGACGAGGAAUUCCAAGCCCUUUUGGUCCCACCACCGGAUCUCCAACACUUAUGGCCAAUGUUGAUGGGUGAGAUCUCCAAGUCCCAUGUGAUACAUACCACAGGGCCCGCAAGGACAUCCAAAACAUGUCAUCGUGCAAGACACAUGCCCCCCACACCACGUCUUGUUAUUCCCUCUGUGACACCCACAAUGACAGGGACAGCAGUGGCACCUGCACCUGCAGAAUCUGCUGAAAGUCCCGCCACUGAGAUCAGUCCCAAGACACGCAAAGAAGCAAUCUCAGUCUCGAAAGAGCACAUCCUAUCCAUUAUCUUUUCCAAAGACGCAUUAGUGUCCCUCGCAGCUGACAAAAAUGCAUUGUCAAACAAGUCAUUUGUGAUGUGA
Molecule: messenger RNA, 1386 nt
Organism: Suillus subalutaceus
Lineage: Eukaryota; Fungi; Basidiomycota; Agaricomycetes; Boletales; Suillaceae
Exons: 6
Coding region: 1-1386 (461 amino acids)
Source: RefSeq, a predicted model, not a curated record